Messenger RNA from Paecilomyces variotii, 1419 nucleotides. RefSeq lists its product as hypothetical. Bases 124 to 1050 code for a protein of 308 amino acids. The record is from RefSeq and is a predicted model, not a curated record. NCBI's taxonomy places the organism in Eukaryota, Fungi, Ascomycota, Eurotiomycetes, Eurotiales, Thermoascaceae. The transcript is spliced from 3 exons.
GGUCAUCUAUUGUCCUUCGUUGGCAAGGCUGUGCUGACUCAAUCUGGGACUCAAGGACAUGUGCGACCUCUAUCAGAUGUCCAACAUACGACACAGGCAGAGGUUAUAGCCUCUCAUCCCUACAUGGUCUAUCAGAACCCAAUGGUGACAGCACCUAUGGUUCAGACUUCAUAUCCACCAAGGUUUGAUCCGUUGGGAUUAGGCCCGAAACCUCCAGAGGGGCUACCUCUGAAUCUACCAGUGUCCCCUCAUCAUCGCCUGGGCAUCGUCGAACCUAUCCAGCAGCAGUCUCUGGCUAGCAGUCCAAUCAAAUCGAUCAGGGUCGGAGAUGAAGCUACGAUGGUGGCCUAUUAUGAAUCAGCAUUCCAUGCUUUGCAGCAAACGAAUUGUCGGAUGAUCGCGAAAGCGUUCAUUAAAGUCGUCGAACCUAGGAAACAAGCGAAAUACCCGUACAAUGGAGGAAAAGGGCCGGAUGGAAAGAAAGGGGACCCGGAAAAGACAAAGCCUGCUUGGUGGCCUACAAAAGUCACCCACCGAGAACCAGACCAUCUGAAGAAGCCAGAACGAGUUCGAUUACUUAUUCAUCUUCUGCGAGGCCUGGACAAGCGACGCGGCAUCACGGUCGAUCAACUGGAGGAUGCAGGCCGCAGCAUUAGGCGGCGAAUAAAGCCUGCCGAUCGUCUGGAUGUUCUGGCCGAAGUCUACCGUGUGAGAAGGGUAGAAGAACGCUACGAGAACGGAGAGAUCGAUGGUAACACGGAAAUCUACGUUGUCGACCGAGGCUGGAAGACGAGCAACGACGAGGAAAACCGCUCACCAACCCCUACUCUACAAUCAGAAAACACACAGAACUCGCCUACAUCCGAUUCGUACCCUAGAAGCGUUCCCAAUAGCACACCUGUGACUACCGAAAGCACUCUAUACCGUGAAAAUGUUGGGCCUGUUCAAGCGCCCAUUCACCCACCAGUCCAGCCGCCUAUCCAGGACCAGCAUAGUCCAGCAGCCUACAUGCACCAUUACAGCCAUAACAUGCCCCCCCGAUAUCGAUGAGAGUCACAGUUCGAGCGGGCGGCCAUUUCGUCUAGCGGGAACACGAUUAGUUUCCGUCAGAUGACGAGUAUUGCUCGCCAUAUUGUUUCGCACCGGGCAUAGUUGAACCCCCUUUCGCUUCUAUUGUCUCAGGUGUCUUAUCAUGUCAGCUUUAUGUUUAUAUUUAUCAUGCAUUAUAUUAUUAGGGUCACUUAUUCCAUUGAAUAAUUAGGGAAGGGUUCGGGAAAGCGUUUCGGGAGCGAAGGCUCGGAAGUCCUGGAGUAUUUUGGUCGAGAUGAAUACGAUUGAGUUUGGGUUCUUGAUAAUGAUAUGAAGGCGCUAUGUGUGCUGUUAUUUCUUAUUUCCUGAUCCUUUUUUUGUGCGUUCGAA